This is a messenger RNA of Dichotomopilus funicola, 708 nucleotides long. RefSeq lists its product as uncharacterized. The record is from RefSeq and is a predicted model, not a curated record. Lineage: Eukaryota; Fungi; Ascomycota; Sordariomycetes; Sordariales; Chaetomiaceae. The transcript has 4 exons. The coding region runs from base 1 to 708 and encodes 235 amino acids.
AUGUCUGCCUUGGCGGCAGAGCCUGUGUACUACAUCCCGGGGUUUGGAAAUACAGGUGUUUUUAUGAUUGAGAAAUGGAAAAACCUGAUCUGCGAUAUCCGUGACGACGAGUCCGCGAGGGUGGUCUUCGAGGCUUGGAUCUGGCAUAUUCUGUAUGGCAACGUGUUGUCCGACCUCCAAGACCCUUGGCUCGCCAAGCAUUGGGAGCUCUAUGAUGAGCUGGAGCGAGCGAUAUCCCGCAACCGGGACACCGACUCGAGGGAGAACAUACGAUAUCACAUCUGGAGGAACCUCACGCUGGGCUUGAUCCAGACCAUCGAAAAGCUGGGGUGGUUCUGGACCCGCAAGGACCCCCGCCUCGUCAUUGACAUAAUCAUGGAGGAGCUGGGGCCCUUCUUCCGGUUGCGGGAACAUGGGACCUACGCCGACCUGGACAAGGAACUCCUGCGGAUUGCCAAGUCCGCCCUCGAGGUCGACAUGGCCAAGCAUUUCACCAGGGCCGAGUGGAUCAUCAGCUUCGGGCAUCCUGAGACCGGCGCCCUCUUCGGCAUCCCCUUCGACCAUCGCUUCAUGAAGAACGUCGUCAUCAUGUGGUCCACCUCAGACGAAGAGACGGAUGAUAUACCAGUCGAUCUGGUCACUUCUCCGACCGUGGUUAUGCGUGGUAUCGAACAUGGAAUUUGCCUUUCACGACCUUUGUCGCGAUGA